AUGUAUCAAUCACGUUCGUCAUCAUUACAUUAUGACAUAUUACAUGGAAUUCAUAUGUCAACUAAUCUGUCAGUUAUAAUUGCUUACCUAAGCUAUUUUCCACCACCACCACCUAUUAUACCUGGUCCACCAACUCAUCGUUUUCGAACAUAUUAUUCACCUAAUUCUGUUUCAUCAUUAUCAUGUUUUGUAUCUGAUAAUUGUAAUCCUCAAUCAUCAAAUGAAUAUAUUCCUCUCAUUGAUUAUAAUCAAACAACAUUAUUUACAAAUAUUUCUCAUACUACAAAGAAUUUUUCUUAUAUAACAAAAUUUUCGUCUCUAUCUGAUAAGAUAAUUUAUUUAUUUCAAAAUCAUUAUUUCUUAAUGUUUUUAUUAAUUCUUCUAUUAUCAAUAAUAUUAUUUUUAAUGUCUUUAUUAAUAUUAUUUAUUUAUUUUCAACGAAAUAAACAAAAUCAAUUAAGAUCAAAUAAUAAAAAUAAAAAACAUUAUAAUCGUUUAAUACAAUAUCGUCGACAACGUUCAAAAACAAUAAAUAAUAAUGAACAUAAUUUAAUGCAUUUAAGAAAAGAUUCUCUUACACCAAAUCUUACAAAAAUAUCAAUAUCAAGUGGAAUACAUACAAAUAAUAAUAAUGAAACUGAAGAAGCUGUUUAA
Molecule: messenger RNA, 654 nt
Organism: Rotaria sp. Silwood2
Lineage: Eukaryota; Metazoa; Rotifera; Eurotatoria; Philodinida; Philodinidae
Source: the annotation of a GenBank genome assembly